GCCGUGUGCGGGAGACGGAGCGGCGUGCGCCUGGCGAGACAAAGGCGGCGGACCGACCGGGGUCAGGCAGCAGAGAGAGAGAGAGAGAGAGAGAGAGAGAAUCACAGUCUUUUUUAAACUAAAAGGUAAACCUGCUAACCUUGGAUUUCAGCUGCGGUCUCACUGACGGUACGCAGAAUGAAGAUCCAGUGACGCCCUCCAGGAAAAUGCUUUGACUCUCCAGACAGAGGAAGAAACAAAACAAAACAACAACAGUGUCCUCUUUUCGUUUUUUAGACGUUUUUCCUCCUACGCCCCCCCCUCUACGUUUAGCGUGCUAGUUAGCUAGCCCGCUAGCUCCUAGCGUUGCACAGCACAGGUCUCCUCCUCCUCCUCCUCCUCCUCCUCCUCCCGGCUGCUUCUCAUCUUUCCCUUCAAGAACUGGGCGACAAAGCGAAGAGAGGAUCUCGUCGACAAAGGCAAGAUAAAGAGAGGGUGAGCUCACUCCCAACACACAGGCACCCGUGAUCUGAUGUGAGAUCCACGGAGAGACUAUGCCUAGCCCUUUAUUCCACCCCGAGAUUAUGGACCACGACGUGGUGAUCAGCAGCCAGCACGGCGGGGUCGGUCUGCCCCGAGAGACGGACCAGGAGUCCCGGGAAGAGGACCACCAAGAGGCGCUGCGCUUCGCCCUGGACCAGCUGUCACUCAUGGCCCUGGAUAAGGUGGACUGUGGGGGCGGUGGUGUUGGUGGUGGCGGGCUGGUCGACACUCUGGAUGGGAACCAGGGUCCCGGCUCUGAAGGCUGCAACGGCGUGGGCGGAGGGGGCUACGUGGAUCUACAGAUGCUGGAGCACCCCAACGGGUCCCGGGACUCGCCGACGUCCUGCUCGCCAUCCCCGGAGUACUACGGCUCAGGCGGGUACCACAUGGCCGGCUCGCACUCCAUGCUCCACGGGGAACAAAGCUCCGUCCUCUGCAGCAGGAAAAGAAGUGUCAACAUGACUGAAUGUGUGCCUGUCCCCAGCUCUGAACAUGUGGCUGAGAUAGUGGGGAGACAAGGUUGUAAGAUCAAGGCCUUACGUGCCAAAACAAAUACCUACAUAAAGACUCCAGUCCGAGGCGAGGAGCCGGUGUUCAUCGUGACGGGACGCAGGGAGGAUGUGGAGAUGGCCAAACGUGAAAUUGUCUCUGCAGCCGAGCAUUUCUCUAUGAUCCGGGCGUCCCGCUGCAAAGCUGGAGCACCUGGAGGGGGGGCUGGGGGAGCAGCAGCAGCAGCAGGAGGAGGAGGAGGAGGAGGUGGAGGAGGAGGUUCUCUUCCUGGACCACCACACUUACCUGGGCAGACCACCAUACAGGUGAGAGUGCCCUACAGAGUAGUUGGUUUAGUCGUUGGACCAAAGGGAGCAACUAUAAAGCGCAUCCAGCAGCAGACUCACACCUACAUCGUGACACCCAGUCGAGAGAAGGACCCAGUGUUCGAGGUGACUGGCAUGCCGGAGAACGUGGACCGAGCGAGAGAGGAGAUCGAGACCCACAUCACCCUGCGAACUGGAACCUUUGUGGACCUGCAGGGAGACAAUGACUUCCACUCCAAUGGCACUGAUGUCAGUCUAGAAGGCCUGGGCUCCCUGAGCGGAGGGCUGGGGGCGUCUCUGUGGUCCAGGGCUACCGGCCACCAUUCUGCCCCCCCUCCUCCUCCACCCUCCCCACCUCCUCCCAUUCCCAUGUCCAUGCACCACUCCUCCAGCCGGAAGAUGUCCUCCUCAGUCGCCUAUCACACGCACAACGGCGGAAUGAGCUCAGACAACUUCAGCGCCACUCGCAAGGCCAACGAAGGAGGUAGUCCCACUAGCCCCUUUAGCACCGGCUCCAGCAGUGCUGGAGGAGGAUUCACUUUCGGGGGCGACUCCACCCCGGGGUUGCCCUCCUCAGAGGAACUGGGCUUUGAGUUCAGUGCUUCCAACAUCUGGGCACCUUUCGUCAACGGUGGAGCGGGCAAUAAGACAGCCGGCUCCUCGCAGCAGCAGCAGCAGCAGCCUCUUCGUCGCAACAGCAGCGGCCUCAGCGGCGGUGCCAUCACUCCACGAUUGUCUCCAACUCUGCCUCAGGACACAGGCGUUGGCCCCCUCGAUCACCCGUUAGCCCGUCGUGCCCAGAGCGACCCCCUCAGCACUCUCUCCUGGCUACAGUCUGGCAGCGCGGGAGGCGGCUCCUUCUCCGGGGCGUCCAGCUCAAGCUCCGGCGGUUCGUCAACGGGUUACUCCUCCUGCUCGGCCUCCUCCCUGCCCGGCGGUUCACCCACUGACUCCGAGGGAGGCGGCAGCGGCGUGGGCCUCAGCUCAGGGAUGCUGAGCCGGCUGAAAAGCAGCUCCGGCCCCGGGGUCGCGGGUCUGGUUGGCGUCAGCCCCGGGAUCAACAGGGACUGCUUUGUGUGUUACGAGAGCGAGGUGACAGCAGCCCUGGUGCCUUGUGGCCACAACCUGUUCUGCAUGGAGUGUGCCGGGCAAAUCUGCCAGUCAGCCGAGCCAGAGUGCCCCGUCUGCCACACCCCCACUACACAGUGCAUCCGCAUCUUCUCGUAAUGCCCUGGCGGGGGGAGGGUUUGGGGGUGGGGGGUAAAUAUGAGCGGGGAGCAGGAAGAAAACUGGAGUUGGGGCGAUGGAAGGAUUCACACUAAUAACCUUCACACACACACACACACGAUGGACCAUAAUAAAUGCAUUAAUAGAGAUGAUGAUACUAUACGGAUGUUGAUUUAUUGCUGAUAACUGUCAAGAUUAAUAAUAACAAUAAUAAUAAUAAUGACAAUGACUUAUUUUCAGAGUGAAGUUAAUUGAAACUGGUCUGCAGACAGUUGGGGCUCAGACAGUCUCUCGGUGGUGAACUUAUGGAAGGAAACUAGUGUCUUAUCUCUCUUCAGGCCUUCAUUUUGACCCGGAGCAGCCCGCACUGCUGGCCGCCGGUCUGUCCCAACAUUUCUUCAUUCUGGCUUCUUCAGAUCUCUGCCUGCUUUCUCUCUCACAGCCUUUCCUUUUGACACUUUUGUACUUAACAGAUAUUUUUCGAUGAAGCUGUCAAUGAGGCCUGCACUUUUCUACUCCUUAUUUUAAUGUUCAUUACAGAACUGUUCCAACAAAUCUCUCUCUCUCUCUCUCUCUCUCGCUCUCUCUCUCUGUGCUCUCACUCAUGCUGUUGUCUGUGACAUGAAGCGGCGGGGUUGCUAUUUUUCUGUAAGCGUAGGACUUUUUUUUAAAGGUCGGCAUGUAGUCGGGCACCUAGCGGAACAAUACACCCAAGGGACCUCUUAAGGAUGAAUUCCUGUUUCUCGUUGCCACACAAAAAUUAGCCAUCAGUAAUACCAAAUGAGCUCUCUCUUAAAUUCUUGAUCAAAUUCAAUAACAUGGCAGGUGACUUUGGACGAGCGUGCCCCACACUGCAAAUGUGGCAGCUGCAUUGAUUCACAUUAACUAUCCCCCAAUAAGUGAGAAACGCACCAUUAGCGAUCCUGUAGGAAUGUGAGGUCAGUUUUCUGUACGUUCGGGCUGCCUGACAAUCCCUUUACAUCUCUCUCUUACUCGUGCGUGUGUAUGUGUGUGCGUGUGUGAGUAAUGCCCACUCAUGCUGUUUGUUACAUCGGCAUCAUCGUGUGUCUUCACCAUGAGAAGGUCUGGUUUCUGUCCUGCUGCCCCUCUCCUUCACUCUCAGUCUUAUAGGGAAGGCGAUGCUCUGGUCCCCCCCCCCCCCCACACACACACACACACACACACUUACACUUGUCUGUUACACUUAGAUCAGCUCAUUUUAGUGUUUUCUACAAGUUUUUUUUUGUUUUGUUUUUUUGACUCUUGACUGUCAAGUGUGUGGCUAACAGACAUAUUUUGAAACUCUAGGAUAAGAUAGGGCUUUUCUGAUGUCACACGUGAAUGUUUUGGUUAAUAAGGUUAAGGAGAGACGGCCACUCCUCCCACACAAAACAAUAACAAGGGGCUCAAUUUAACCUUUUUUCAUGCACUGUAACUCCCGGCCCCUCUAAAAAGGAAAGAAAAAAAAGAAAAAAAGAAACAGCUCUUACUGUUUUUUGUUUUGGUAGUUUUGGUCUUCCACCCCACUCUCACAGCAAAGCUGUAUGGCACUCUCUCAGAUGACACACCGUCAUACCCGUAUACCGCUGUACUCCUGGAUAAACGUAGUGCACUAUAUGGUUAGUCGUUUGAGAUUCGUCCUAUGUUUCCUAGCAUUACUGAGUGACUCUCGACGUGGCGGUUGAAUCCUGUUUAGUGUUUGUGUUUUAAUUCAGUGUGAGUUUGCAGUAACUGCCUCCUAUAGUGUUAAUACAGUUCGUAUGAUUUUUGGGCGACGUUGAUGCGAUGGUACACAGUUGCCAUUAGUGGUCCCCUUUUCUUUUUUCGAUCAUACAUGGAAUCAGCUCAUAGAAUGAGACAAGCCAUGACAACAGAAUUAAAACCACAGCUAAUUCUCAAAGGGCUUCCUCUGACUGCACAGACACACGAUCACAUUUUCAGGCUCCUGCAGUAGGUAGAAUCAACUUAUCCUUUAUGGCAGCUAGUAGCUAGGUCAUCCAGGGCUUCCAGACACUCCUUGUGUUCAAAUCCCAGCAGCUGCAGAAUGUUUUGCUUGUUGUUUUUAAAUUAUUUUCUAAUUGUCCCUACACAGCCAUCACAUGCGGAUCCUGUUAGAGCGUAGUUGUCGCAGUGUGUCCUCCCUGGACGUAGUCGCAGAUUAGGACAAGGUUGUACGGUUUUAAUAUCAAGGAAAAAAGGGUAACUCUACUUGAGUAAAUAAUGGGUGAAUAUGGGCAGUUGCUGCUGUGCUUUGGUGCUCCAGCCAGUUUAAUGUUGAACUUAUUUGCUGUCUGACUGUUUGUUUGCUACUUAGGUGAUGAGGGCAGUAGCUCCACAGAGGAAUCUAAUAAGCCACUGUCCUGGUUGAGCACAGCAGUGCACUGAUUUAUGUGUCCACACAUGUAGGAAAAAAAAAAACCUGCCCCAGGAGCUGAACCCGAUAGUCUUUGUGAAGACUAUCCCAUGGUGCUUUGGUGCAACUCCCUACUGAAACAUGGCGAUGAACAAACCCAGUUGGUAGCGGGGGAGGCCUCUUAUUAGUUCUCUAGCGCACCGCAGACUCUGUUCUCACUCUGGUCGACACAGGCAGCCCAUCCCCUCGCUGGGCUCCGAUGUCAAACGUCGCAUUUUUUUUUUUUCGUCUCGUACUCGCGCAACACUCAGAACAGAUGCAGGGCUGCGAAUGUGUCCGAAUGAACAGAUCAGUCGUGACUGUUGUGAGUCUGUUGAGGCCAAUCUUUUAAAGCCCUUCUUCAAAUGGUCCCAGGUUGACAUGUUUAAAGGAAUAAAAUGUGUUGUGUUUGCCAGAUGGGUCUAAUGUAAAUCCCUGUGUUGCACCGGGAUGUUUCUGGCCAAUGAGAGAAUGUUAGGGUUUAAUGUACAGUAGUUUUAAUUGUUAAAAAGGUACAGAUUUUUUCAGAUUGACUGCUGAGUUUUAUUUUUUUUAGCCAAACUUAUCCCCUCCCCCAUUUCCUUCCUAAAAGGUUUGAAAACAGGGUUUCCUGAGGCAUGCUAGCCAGUGACCUCUGACCUUUUUUGUGAUUAGAGGGGGGGGAUUGCGAAGAGAGCCACGCCAGUAAGGGGUGACAGACACCCCUCAAGCCUGCGCUCUCCUAUUUUUUGCUUUAAUUCUCUUUGUAUGCAGAACCAAAAUGUAAAACGUCAGCAAACUAGGUUUCAGGCCUGACCUGUGUGUGUAUAUACCCGGAAUACAAUCAUUGGGAUCUUGUUUUCAAAAGCAAAAUGACUUAAUUGAAGAUAAGUGUAGUUUCUAAAGAACAUGUAUCAUUAUUUGUAAGUUAACCAUCUGCAUGUCUUCAAGCCACCUGGCAUUAGCUAAUAAUUUUUAAGAUAAAAAAAAAACUUUUUACACAUUUUAUUUUUUACAAUUUAUUUGCUUACCUAAAUAUCCCAGACAAUAAUGUGACCCUUUUUAUUACUUCAAAUUUAUUUUUAUUUUCCAUUUUUUUAUUUUCCUUAUUUCCUGUGUACUACAUAUAGGCAAUUUAUAACAAAAUGAGAAAAUUAUUGAAGAAAUUUUAAAAUUGAAAUAUAUUUUAUUUGAAAGUUUAUGGACCUUUUAACCGUGAGCUGGAAAAAUUGUAUAAUCAUAUAAUUUGAGCUGACUUGACGGUUAUGAGAAAUGUAUCAAGAGUUUUAUUUUUUAUGCUUCUUUAAUAAAGUCUUGUUUUUGGUUUCAUUUUUUUACUGUAAAAUAAGAA
Messenger RNA from Dicentrarchus labrax (European seabass), 6286 nucleotides. RefSeq names its product RNA-binding protein MEX3B. Lineage: Eukaryota; Metazoa; Chordata; Actinopteri; Moronidae. The transcript is spliced from 4 exons. The coding region runs from base 534 to 2564 and encodes 676 amino acids. The record is from RefSeq and is a predicted model, not a curated record. Gene Ontology annotation, molecular function: RNA binding.